Molecule: messenger RNA, 2145 nt
Organism: Uloborus diversus
Lineage: Eukaryota; Metazoa; Arthropoda; Arachnida; Araneae; Uloboridae
Exons: 1
Coding region: 1-2145 (714 amino acids)
Molecular function (GO): RNA-DNA hybrid ribonuclease activity; nucleic acid binding
Source: RefSeq, a predicted model, not a curated record
AUGGAAAGAAUGCUCCUCAAGCGUUUAAUUGAUUACAGCCUAACUUCCAAUAUCUUUCCGCCCAAUCAAUUUGGCUUCCUCCCUUUCAGAGGCUGUGACGUCAUACUUACUAGUAUUCAUCAUGAAAUUUUCCAAUCCAGAAGCAAUAAGCUUUUUACUUUCCUAGUUGCACUUGACCUUAAAGGAGCAUACGAUUCUGUCUGGACCGAUGGACUAAUUUGGAAGAUGAUGCAAGCCGGAAUUCAAGGGAAAGCAGCCUACUGGAUUCACAAUUUCAUAAACAACCGUUCCGCCCAAGUUGAAUGGAGAGGUAAUUACUCAGCGAAAUUUUACACCAAUAGAGGCGUCCCUCAAGGAGCGGUCUUGAGCCCUUUCUUAUUCCAAAUAUACAUUGCCGAUUUAUGUCAAGCCCAUUAUAGGAAUACCAAAUUGUUCACAUAUGCUGACGACAUCUUUUUGAUCAGCUCAGGGGCCGAAAUCGACACAGCACUUAACGACCUCCAGGCUGCCUUACUAAAAAUUCAAGAAUGGUGCGAGUGCUGGCACAUGAAGAUCGUACCGGAAAAGUGCGUGGCAAUAAAUUUUUCAAACAAAAAAAAGAAAACUAAUCGUAAUCUAUCCAUUAACGGAAAAAACAUCAAAUGGAGUGAAGAUAUCAGAAUCCUGGGUCUCAUUUUCGACCGCAAUCUCACCUUUAAAAACCAUAUUAACCACUUAUCUCAAAAAGUGUACAAAUACACCAACAUUCUCAAAGCCGUUGCCUCGAAAAGAUGGGGAGCGAGAACUAAAGAUCUGUUAAUCAUUGCGAAAAGUUGCAUUAAAAGCAAAAUAAAUUUUGGAAGCCAUAUCUUUUCCUCAUGUUCCCAGACAAAUAAAAAGAAGAUUGAAACAAUAUACCAUUCCGCAAUACGGGUAGCUGUGGGCCUCCCCAAAUUCACCCCUAUCCCGGUCCUUCUCAUGGAAGCUAAAGAAACCACCUGCCAACAUAGCCAUAGCCUCAAUGCAGAAAUCUUCAUGUUACGCCAAGUCGCACUAGGGAAUUUCUCUACAGUCAGAAAACGUUUACUCUCUUUCGAGACUAAGUUCAUACCUGCAAACACUGACAAAGCUCCCCUGGCAAUAAAAAAGAAAAAUCUACUAAAAGAUCUUAAUAUUUACCCCAGCCAAAUCAUCCCACUAUGCAUUCCGAUCGUUGAUAAUUCAAAACACUGCAACAUUUUUCUCAAGAGCCUGCCUUUUCAAAAUGACAAGAUCCCUAAUAAUCUCAUCAGCAAAGCCUUCCAUAAUUAUAGCAGUAAUAAUUGGAACAAUAACCCUAUCAUUGCAUCGGACGCUUCAAAAGUCACUAAUUCCACCUCCAUCGGUAUCUACAAUAACGAUACUAAAGAGUGCAUCAUGGGAAGAAUCCCUCAUGAAAACUCAGUCUUCACUGCUGAAGAUUUGGCCUUGUGGCUUGCCAUCCGUCGGUUCGGAAGAACCGGGGAUAAAGUUAUUUUUCUCUCUGACAGCUUAUCAGUCCUCACGGCCCUCAAAAACGUCAAUAACAAAUCUCCACACAUCAUCACUAUGAUUGCUCAGAUCAUCAAUAGUUGCAUCGAAAACGGUCACUCCAUUGACAUUGCUUGGACCCCUGCGCAUGUAGGAAUACAAUGCAAUGAAAUUGCGGACAAAAUAGCAAACAUGGGCCAUCGUGAAAACCUUAUCCUCCACUGGAAGUCCCCUGAAGACAUUAUUCAAAAUCUCAGAAACAGCUUCAAAAUGAAAACCCUCCAAAACUGGAACUCAUCUCACUAUGCCAAAAGAUUCAGCCACCUUAUCAAUAUCAACGACAAGAUCCGGAUGAUGCCCAACAGUAGAUAUGAAGAUGUCUUAAUCUCUAGGGCCAGGACUCGCACCACUCUUACAAAUUACAACUUGUUCCAGAUCAGACGGGCAAAUUCCCCCCUCUGCUCAAGAUGUAAAGUUCCAGAGACACUUGAUCAUGCAAUUCUGGAAUGCUCCAAGUAUACUAAAGAGAGAGACAGACUGCGGGCUUGUGCCGGCUGUGUGCCUCUGUCCUUCUGUCUUAUCUUUGAAAUUUCAUUUUUUCCCCCCCGGGUUUUUUCUUGCCUGUUGGCUCUCCUUUCGGUCAUCGAUGUUGGCUAA